AUGGCUUCUAAUUUGCUAUCGAGUACUACUGAAGAUGAAGUAACCCAACACCGUCUUCGAUAUUCGGACAUGGUUGAAGAGCCUCAAAAAAUGCUUUUACCAAUCGAAGGUUACGAAAAAAUGCCUCUAGUUUCUCUUAUGGAAGCUAUAGAACCUCUUAUAACUAUUGUACCUAGUAUUGAUCAUAAAGCUUGGGUUGCUCGACAAAAUUCAGAUAAUCCUAAAGAUGGACUAACACCUGAUCAAUCAGCUUCUAUCGUACUCUAUUCAAUGGAAGGAAAAUCACGAGAAACGAAUGUCUACUUUGUCCUAAACUCUAUUCUUCGCUCGAACAAACCCGAUCGUACUGAUAAAUUAAAGUCUUGGUUUCUCUAUUUAAAGCUUUUUAUUACUGCACUCACUCGAUUACCAUCACGUGAGCGUACUGUAUAUAGAGGAGUGAAAAUGGAUUUGAGUGCAAGAUUUACAGAAGGCAAAACGUUCGUUUGGUGGGGAUUUUCAUCAUGUACGACAUCAAUGAAGACAUUAAAGUCAGAAGACUUCUUGGGUCAAAAAGGUACACGAACUCUCUUUACGAUAGAAUGCUUUUCAGGCAAAGAUAUUCGAAAUCAUUCCCAUUAUCUUACAGAAGAAGAAAUUCUUCUGAUUGCAGGUCGACAAUUCGAAGUUAUUGCUUGUCUUCCUCAACCACCUGAUCUUCAUAUAAUUCAAGUUAAAGAAAUCGAACCAAGUUUUCCUCACUUAAAAUUAGAGUCGAAUAAUAUCUCACUUUCUGCUUUAACUCUCAAUCCAAUAAAGACACCGUCACCUAUUUAUGAAGCCAAGCCUUAUGCAUCAUUAUUUCUAUGUAAAGCAUACGAAGAUUUGCGCUUAAGCCAAAACUGGCAUGAAAACCGAAAAGAAUUAGAAAUAGUAGUGGAAGCCGCAAUUCAUGGUAUUAAAAAAGAAGGACUUGAAUUAGAUAAACAAGCGGAAGGAGAAGAAUUAGCUGAAAAAUUAUUUGAAAAAAGAAGUGGUACUGUAGAAGAAAUCUGGAAUUGUUGUGCAUAUCUAUAUACUAUAGAAUGCUUUCUCUACCAAAAAAUCAACGAAUAUAUGCGUCUAGUAAAGAAAGAAGAUCAAGCAAGCAUCGAACUUUGGCAUAGUAAAACAUCUAUUUUAGGUCCUUUCGCUCUUCUUCUUAAUUUGGGGUUCAAGUUCAACGCUUCCGACAAGAGUACCUAUCUUUAUCGAGGUGCAAACAUGAAGUCAGAUGAUAUUGAAAAUUACCAUACAAAUGUUGGCAAAGAGCGAAUAUUUCAGGCUUUUACGAGUGUCAUUCGUAAUAGAGACAAGGCAAAUGAACUUGGUAAUACACUGAUGAUAAUUCAUGAUUGUGUUCAGCAUAUCGAUCUUUCUCCAAUCUCUGAGUAUCCCGAAGAAGAAGAAGAACUUCUUCCACCUGGUCUUCACUGUAGAAUCGACCGUUUGGAAUUUGAUUCCAAGGCAAAUAAACAUUUGAUUUAUUUAACUACAUUGAAACGAGAGUAG
Adineta steineri is the source of this 1530-nucleotide messenger RNA. The record is from the annotation of a GenBank genome assembly. Lineage: Eukaryota; Metazoa; Rotifera; Eurotatoria; Adinetida; Adinetidae.